Messenger RNA from Chelonia mydas (Green sea turtle), 396 nucleotides. RefSeq names its product beta-microseminoprotein-like. Bases 1 to 396 code for a protein of 131 amino acids. The transcript has 4 exons. Lineage: Eukaryota; Metazoa; Chordata; Testudines; Cheloniidae. The record is from RefSeq and is a predicted model, not a curated record.
AUGUUACCUGGAAAAGGAUCUGCGCACCACAGAGUGAAAAGCAUCAAACAUGGCCUGCCCUACAAGAAGUGCUUCUUGAGUUUCCUCCUAGCCUUUGUCCUCUCCACGACAUUAUGCGAUGCACAAUGCUAUGCAGAAAUGAUUGAUCCAAAGGCAAAAGGCUGCAAUGAUAGGGAUGGAGCCUUUCAUAAAUUUAAUACGAGAUGGAAGACCAAGGAUUGCUUCCGCUGUACCUGUCGCAAGCAAACAAUAGAGUGCUGCAGCCUUUUCGCUAUACCCACUUCCUACAAUGAACAGAAGUGUAAACGUAUUUUCCAUGCGAAGACCUGCCGCUACACUGUGGUGGAGAAGGCUAACCCCUCCAAAACCUGUAAGGUCCAGGGUUGGGUGGCUUAA